AUGGCAAACGUGUUGAAAAAUACCGCUGCAUCGGAGUUGAUCGCAAAGAUGUAUCUCAACGAGCGAUUGGCCGACGUUCAUUUCAAGUUCAAAGUCGAUGACGAAACUCAAAAGGUUCCAGCAAACAAAAGUGUGUUGGCAGCUCUGAGCCCGGUAUUUGAUAGAAUGUUCUUUGGAUCGUUGCCAGACGUUCCCAUUCCCGAUGCAGAUGCCGGUGCAUUCAAGGAAUUUCUCCAGUUGUUCUACCUGAGUGAGGUGACAUUGACCAUGGAGAAUAUCGAGACCGUUGUUCGUUUGGCCGACAAAUACGAUGUCCUCGAAAAUGUCAACGCUUUUGCCGUGUUUCUCAAAGGCCAACUGACAUUGGAUAACAUGUGCUGGGGCUAUCAGUUGGCCGUUAAUCUCCAAAAUGAAGAAUUAGUCGAGUUCUGUGGGGACAAAAUUUCCAGAUCGCCAAAGAAAAUCUUUGCUACCGAUGCAUUUCAACGUUGCGAUAAAAGUAUUUUGAAACGCAUCAUGGAACUGGAUUUGACAUGCAAGGAAACAAACGUUUUCGAUGCCUGUUUGAAGUGGGCCAAACACGCAUGCGAAGAAGACGAUAUGGAUGCCACAAAAGCGGAGAAUUUGAGAACUCAACUCGGUGAUUGCUUGAAGCUUAUUCGAUUUGGGUUAAUGGAAAGCGAAGAAUUCUCUGAAUGUUAUAUGUUGAACAAAGGACUUCUCACAUCGGAAGAAUUCGAAGAUAUUAUGCUUUCUUUAUCAGCAAAGGAGUACAAAGCGAAAAUAUUCAAUAACAAUCCUCGAUGCUUCACAUUUAAUGAAAAUGACACUUUGGUGUGUCAACGACAAGCUGUGAAUACACCAACAAACUACCUCACGGGCUCAGAAGUCGUUUGGUUCACAACAAAUCAAACAGUAUUAUUGGGAGAAAUGUGCUCUGCUCCGACAGGCAAUAUGCAUUGUAUCAAUCAACAGAAAGAUGCUGUGAACGCAACAAUUGCAGAAAUCAACAGCGAUUUUUCGAAGAAGGUUUUGUACGAAGGCUCAUCAAAAACUUGGGAUAUAGAUGAAUUAAAAGUGUCUUUAUUGCAACCGAUUACGAUCAAACCACAUGUUAUGUAUGAAAUUCGUUUUGCAGUGCUCAUGGGAGUUGGAAAUUCGUAUUACAAAGCAACGUGGAAACCAACAGUUGAAGUAGAAGAUGGUCUGACGUUCCAAUUUCAUCGAUGCCCAUCUCAUACAAGCUAUGACACUUCUACAUCUGGUUGGAUUCAGUCUUUAGGCGUCAACAGGCUAUAA
Messenger RNA from Sitodiplosis mosellana (orange wheat blossom midge), 1299 nucleotides. Its product is annotated as BTB/POZ domain-containing protein 2-like. Gene Ontology annotation, cellular component: cytosol. Bases 1 to 1299 code for a protein of 432 amino acids. The record is from RefSeq and is a predicted model, not a curated record. The transcript has a single exon. Gene Ontology annotation, biological process: neurogenesis. Gene Ontology annotation, molecular function: protein binding. Lineage: Eukaryota; Metazoa; Arthropoda; Insecta; Diptera; Cecidomyiidae.